Molecule: messenger RNA, 2484 nt
Organism: Fragaria vesca subsp. vesca
Lineage: Eukaryota; Viridiplantae; Streptophyta; Magnoliopsida; Rosales; Rosaceae
Product: probably inactive leucine-rich repeat receptor-like protein kinase At5g48380-like
Exons: 3
Coding region: 405-2264 (619 amino acids)
Biological process (GO): protein phosphorylation
Molecular function (GO): protein kinase activity; ATP binding; protein binding
Source: RefSeq, a predicted model, not a curated record
GGAGCAAAAAAGCGAGUCAAGCACUCUAAGCAGUGAGUCCCCCAAGUCGUCGCUAAGCUUGACAAAAAUGGCCGGCCUUCUUUGACCCGUCAGGCCUCUCCUUUCCUCUCUUAUCAAAACCACCCGGCUUUUCACACCCAUUUUUCCAGUUGAUUUCUUGGUUUGAUUUGUGGAUGCUAUAAGAAUUGUGUGUGGGAACUCGCUUGGUUGUUGACCCUUGAAGUCUUCGUCUUUGUGGAAAGAGGGAAGCUUUGCUGUUGAUUCAAGAACCCUUCUCUGGGCUCUUUGAUUCUUCUGUGUUUGUUGCUAGUGAUAUCUCAGGUUUCAGUGUUAACUGAUGCUGGGGUUGGUAGGUUCAGUAUCUUGAACUCUGUUAUCACUAAGUAGUAACUUAGGUGAUUGGGAUGGCUUUCCUAAGGCGUAUGUUGAAUGGACGAGAUCUUGGCAUUUUUGUGUUAUUGUUAUUGCUUAGUUGUAGGUUCAGCCAUGGUGUUGAGAGUGAUGUAAACUGCUUGAAAAGUAUAAAAGCAGCAUUGGAGGACCCUCUAGACAUGUUAAGCUCUUCAUGGGAUUUUAACAACAACACUGAAGGUUUCAUCUGUAACUUUCUGGGAGUGGAGUGUUGGCACCCUCAUGAGAGCAAAGUUUUAAAUAUCAAGCUUGGGGAUUUGGGACUCAAAGGCCAGUUUCCUCGCGGAGUAGUGAAUUGUACAAGCUUAACAGGGUUAGAUCUUUCGAGCAACAACCUUAGUGGAUCUAUUCCUGAGGAUAUUGAUUAUUUGAUCCAUUACAUUACAUCGCUUGAUCUAUCUUCCAACAACUUCUCAGGGACAAUUCCCAGGAAACUCUUCAAUUGUACUUUUCUAAAUGUCCUUAAACUUGACAAUAACAAGCUGACGGGUCAGAUUCCUCCAGAACUUGGUCAGCUCAGUAGGCUUAAAACAUUUAGUGUGGUCAGCAAUCAACUGUCUGGGCAAAUCCCCUACUUCCAGAAUGGUACAAUUGGAGUGGAAAGCUAUGCAAACAAUCCUGGACUUUGUGGUUCCCCUUUGAAAAGUUGCCAGGCAGCUGCCAAGAAGUCUAACAGUGUAGUUAUAGUAGCAGCAGGAGUCGGGGGUGCAACUUUCGCAGCAUUAGUAGUGAUCAUUGCGUUGUUCUUCUUCAUGCGUAGAGUGUCUGCAAGGAAGAAGGAAGAGGACCCUGAAGGGAACAAAUGGGCAAGGAGUUUGAAGGGAACUAAAGGAAUCAAGGUUUCCAUGUUCAAGAAGUCGGUUUCUAAAAUGAGACUGAGUGAUCUCAUGAAGGCUACCAACAAUUUCAGCAAAGAUAAUAUCAUUGGAUCAGGAAGAACUGGAACUGUUUACAAGGCAGUGCUUGAUGAUGGCACCUCACUUAUGGUCAAGAGGUUGCAGGAAUCUCAAUACUCUGAGAAAGAGUUUCUGUCUGAGAUGUCUACUCUGGGUAGCGUAGAACACCGUAACUUGGUUCCCCUUUUGGGUUUUUGUGUGGCAAAGAAGGAAAGGCUUUUGGUGUAUAAGCACAUGCUUCAUGGUACCCUCCAUGACCAGCUACAUCCUGUGGAAGCUGAUGGUGCCAAGAUUAUGGACUGGCCUACAAGGCUAAAAAUUGGGAUAGGAGCAGCCAGAGGAUUAGCGUGGCUUCAUCAUAACUGUAACCCUCGAAUUAUCCACCGAAACAUAAGCUCCAAAUGCAUCUUGCUGGAUGCAGAUUUUGAGCCUAAGAUAUCUGAUUUUGGCCUAGCUAGGCUCAUGAAUCCGAUUGAUACACAUUUGAGUACUUUUGUGAAUGGGGAGUUUGGAGAUCUGGGUUAUGUGGCUCCUGAGUACACAAGAACUUUAGUGGCCACUCCGAAGGGGGAUGUUUACAGCUUUGGAACUGUUCUUCUUGAGUUGGUUACUGGUGAAAGAGCUACCCAUAUUUCUAAAGCUCCAGAAGAUUUCAAAGGAAACUUGGUGGAAUGGAUCUUGCAGCUGUCAAGCAAAUCUCAACUCACAGAUGCAAUUGACAAAUCCUUGAUUGGAAAGGGUGUGGAUGAAGAGGUUUUCCAGUUCCUUAAAGUUGCUUGCAACUGUGUGGUGCCUACUUCCAAGGAGAGGCCUACUAUGUUUGAAGUAUUCCAGCUUCUACGAGCAAUUGGACAGAAAUAUAACUUCACAAUUGAAGAGGAGAUGUCAACGCCUUCAAAUAAUGAUGAUUGUGUAGGAGAACUCAUUGUUGCUCGAGAGAUGAUGGAGAUUAAUUGAAAAGGUACUGAAUAGUACUAGUAUGUGGGCAUUACCCUUUUGUAAUUAUCUGUUUUUGUGUACUGUUAAAAAUAAACAUAUCAUUACAUAUAUUAUUUAUGCUUGGGUAAUUUAUAGAUGGGAAAUUUUCUUUAACAACUAGAGCUGCAAGCACCCACUAUGCUUUAUUUAGUGUUUCAACCUGCUUUUCUUAGACAUACAACUGUAAAAUCAUUAUAUU